Molecule: messenger RNA, 1800 nt
Organism: Pseudovirgaria hyperparasitica
Lineage: Eukaryota; Fungi; Ascomycota; Dothideomycetes; Acrospermales; Acrospermaceae
Product: autophagy-related protein 22-1
Exons: 2
Coding region: 1-1800 (599 amino acids)
Biological process (GO): amino acid transmembrane export from vacuole
Source: RefSeq, a predicted model, not a curated record
AUGACCGAAUUACCUCUUCAGCACGAGAUUCACACUGCCCGCUAUGAGGGUGAAGAUACACGCCCGACAACCUCGCUUGAGCUUCGCGGUUGGUACGCGUACAGCGCGGCUGCAGAAGUAUUUGUGAUCUGUGGCGUCGGCUCGUUCUUACCAGUCUUCUUAGAGUCCCUCGCAAGAGAAAAUGGCGUCUUGCGAUCAGAUCAUGGCGUGUCCUGUGUUGAGCCUCGUGGUGAUUCGGGUAGAGUCAGGUUAGGUACGAGAGAUGAUUCUGGCAGAGACGAGCAAUGCGUUAUAUCGCCAUUCGGCUUCGAAAUUACCACGUCAAGUUUCGUGUUGUAUACCUUCUCGCUUGCAGUUCUGGUGCAGGUAGUGGUUCUGGUAUCGAGCAGUGCGUUGGCAGAUUACGGGAACAACAGAAAGAAGCUUCUCACAGCACUCGCAUUCACCGGCUCUAUUUGCUGCAGUUCUCUAGUAUUCGUUUCACGCGCUUUCUACCUCCUGGCGCCGCUGCUCAUUGUCGUGAGCGUCACGUGCUUGGGCUCAAGCUUUGUAUUGUUGAACGCAUACUUGCCUGUAUAUGCGAAGCAUCAUCCACGUGAGAGCAGAACAUCGCGGAUCAAUGAUGGUUUGGAUGAUGAUUUGGCGAUACCUUUGGCAACGUUGGAGGAUGCACAGAACAAUGCUGGUGUCUCGUCGCAAUUCAUCGACGAGCUGAAUGAGUAUCAGCCUGCAAGGACAAAGGAACUGUCUGAUUUGAAAGUAUCAACGCAGAUUAGUGCUCGUGGGUAUGGUAUUGGAUACUCUGCUGCCCUUCUCUUCCAGAUCCUGAGCAUCGGAUUCCUUGUACUGGUUGCUAUGUUACGGCUUUCCCCGAACGUGUCUACAGCUCCCCUAGGUGUCCUGUUGUUCGCAAUCGGCGUAUGGUGGCUUCUAUUCAGCGUACUCUCCUUCCGCUGGUUGCGGCCCCGACCUGGGCCUCCACUUCCUCCUACCCUGUUGCGUGCGAAAAGAUUCUCUUGGCUUGCAUACAUCAUAUUCUCGUGGAAAUCUACCUGGGAGACGAUCAAAGUGGCAUGCAAACUGCGUCAGAUGCUCAAGUUUCUUGCAGCAUGGGUGUUCCUAUCAGAUGCACUCGCUACAAUGGCAGACACUGCUGUGCUCUUCGGCAAGACUGAACUUGGUAUGAGUCCGGCCGGCGUCGCUACAAUCGCACUCAUUGCAACAGGAUCUGGUGUUCUGGGGGCUUUAAUGUGGCCUAGGUUCCAACUUCGCUAUAAUCUGCAGUCAAAGACUGUUAUACUUGCUGCUAUAGUCCUGUUUCUAGUCAUCCCGAUCAACGGCAUCCUUGGCUAUCUGCCGUUUGUCCAUAUCAUCGGUAUUGGUGGCGUUCAAUCUGCAAUGGAGCUAUAUAUGAUGGCGAGUAUACAUGGGAUUGCAUUCGGUGGGUUUUCAGCCUACUGUCGCUCGUUCUAUGGGAACCUCAUACCCCCGGGGCAUGAGGCGGCCUUCUACGCGUUGUAUGCAUUCACAGAUAAAGGGAGUUCCAUAAUUGGACCCGCAGUGGUAGGACGGAUUGCUGAUGCAACAGGAAGCUUGAGAGGGGGCUUCUUCUUUAUUGCGCUUUUCAUUGCGGUGCCUGCACCAUUCAUUUGGUGGAUUGAUGAAGGGAAGGGCAGAGAGGAGGGACUUGCUAUGGCUAAGAUUAUGAGUGGGACUACUCACGCAUCACUCGGGACGUACGAUACUAGAACCAACGUAGAGGAGAGAGAAGAGCUCCUCGCAAGCGAGGAAGACUCCUGA